GCAGCAUCUUACCCACUUAAUUAUCACCAACCGAUUUCAGAAAAGAAGUGAAAUAUCUAAACCGGACAUUUCUCUGCAUCUGAAUAGUAGCAUUCAGCGUAAUAGACUUCACAAAUGGAUAGCAAACUGCUUCUUUUCCUUUGCGCUGUGAUUUACCCAGCACCUUGCGUUGCGCUAGACGAAGGAUAUUUUCUGAUGAACGGUGGUUUCAGAUUGGCCAACGGCACCUUCAGUGGCUCGCCGCCCGCGGUUUAUCACGCCAAGUCAGACACACAGUGCACGGUCCUCUGUCUAGGUUCUGCGAAGUGCAUAUCUGCCAACUAUCAUAAGGAGAGUAAUACGUGUGAAUUAAAUGACAAGACGACCCACGAUGACGCUGGGGCGGUGCCCGUUGCUGACAGUGGCUGGGUGUAUCUUAACCCAAAUCUAGGUCCACCACGGUCACCGGCCAUUUUAUUCAUAAACACCACGCAGCUUCACACCAUAACGGUCACCUGGGUGGCAGGCGAUGAUGGCGGCUUUGACCAAACUUUUACCCUAGACAUUAAAGAAGCUAGCGAUGACGACAGUAGCUACGUCACCAAACUGACCAUGGCCGAUCCAGGUCACCGCAGUAAUGUGACGUCAGUUUUAGCAAAUUUGACUAUGGGCAUUACUUACACAUUAAGGUUGACGUCAACCAAUACAAGACCCAUAGGAAUCAAUAGCACUUCUGUAACAUCUAAUUUCACUAAUGGUGGAAGGGACUGCGCAGAGCUCUAUAAGAGGGGCGAGGUAAGAAGUGGAGUUUACCAGAUUCACCCAGGGAACAGCGCAGAUCCCUUCGGCGUCUACUGUGACAUGACUACUGAUGGAGGGGGAUGGACGUUAUUCCAGAAGCGUAUGGAUGGCUCUGUCGAUUUCUACAGAGACUGGAAUGACUACAAACACGGCUUUGGAAAUCUUAGCGGGGAACACUGGCUAGGCAAUGACAAGAUACAUCUUCUCACUUCCCAAGAUAACUAUGAGCUACGCGUCGACAUGGAAGACACUGCAGGUAUUUGGGCCUACGCCCACUACAGUGACUUCAGUAUCUCAUCGGAAACGUCGAACUACCAGCUAACAGUGGGGACGUAUUCUGGAGACGCAGGGGAUGACCUUGCCCUUCACAACGGGAAACUUUUCUCGACAAAAGAUAGAGAUAAUGACAAUAGGGCAGGUGGCGGCUGUGCGCAGAUAUUCAUGGGAGCUUGGUGGUUUGAUAAUUGCCAUUACUCCAAUUUGAACGGCCUUUACCACCUGGGCAGCCAUGCUUCAUACGCUGAUGGCGUCAACUGGAAACAAUUUAGAGGGCAUUACUAUUCUCUGAAGACCACCGAGAUGAAGAUUCGCCCUUUUGACUUUUAGCGUGGUUUUGGUGCCUGUUUUACAAAAGGACCGGCUUAAUAUUCGUCUUAGAAGAAGACACAGGAUUGAAGCACUCUGGCUACUGAUAGACAAUUAGGUUUAGAGUGCCGAGGUAAAUCCCACGGAAAAAUUACACCUUAAAACGACGGUCGGUUAAAAGACAUUUAGCCUCCAAGCUUAUUACGUGUUAAGUGUACAGUGUGGCCCAUAAAAAUAGUUAACUUUCUAUCUCAAUUAAGAGUAAGUCUUUUUAUGGACCAUCCUGUGUUUCACAGCUUUUCCGUGGAAUGUUCCUACUGUUUUCUUAUAUUUAAAUUUAUGAAUGUGGAUACCGUUUCUUUGCCACAAUACGUUCAGCCAUGAGUUACGUUUCUCUGAUCAAUCAGUAUUUAAAUGCAAACAAUUGGCAGGGGGAAAAAACUAUGUCGUCAAAACUUUAUGAUUUUGGCUCCAGUAAAAUGGAACAUAGGCCCACUGUCAUUCAGUUCGUGACAACUUUAAAGUUGAAAGUCUUUUGUUGUUCAAAACCCUUUAUAAAUGUGAUUUUAAAUGCACAUUUUAAUUUAAUAUCUUAACUUCAUUUUUUUGGC
Lingula anatina is the source of this 1976-nucleotide messenger RNA. Its product is annotated as techylectin-5B. The record is from RefSeq and is a predicted model, not a curated record. Gene Ontology annotation, molecular function: protein binding. NCBI's taxonomy places the organism in Eukaryota, Metazoa, Brachiopoda, Lingulata, Lingulida, Lingulidae.